Molecule: messenger RNA, 384 nt
Organism: Pterocles gutturalis (yellow-throated sandgrouse)
Lineage: Eukaryota; Metazoa; Chordata; Aves; Pterocliformes; Pteroclidae
Gene: FABP1
Product: fatty acid binding protein 1, liver
Exons: 4
Coding region: 1-384 (127 amino acids)
Biological process (GO): fatty acid transport
Cellular component (GO): cytosol; nucleus
Molecular function (GO): fatty acid binding
Source: RefSeq, a predicted model, not a curated record
AUGAGCUUCACUGGAAAAUAUGAACUCCAGUCCCAGGAAAAUUUUGAGCCUUUUAUGAAAGCCCUUGGGGUUCCCGAUGACAAGAUCCAGGAGUUCAAGGACAUCAAGAGCAUUUCAGAAAUCGUGCAGGAUGGGAAUAAGUUCAAGGUGACUAUGACCGCUGGCCCCAAAGUGAAGCACACUGAGUUCACCAUCGGGGAGGAGUCUGAGAUAGAGAUGCUGCUUGGAGAGAAAGUCAAGGCUGUUGUUCGUCUGGAGGGUGGCAACAGACUGGUCACAAAUUUGAAAGGGAUGACAUCUGUCACCGAACUCAAUGGAGACAUCAUCACCCAUUCGCUGACCUUGGGAGACAUCACCUACAAGAGAAUCAGCAAAAGAAUCUAG